Cebus imitator (Panamanian white-faced capuchin) is the source of this 3034-nucleotide messenger RNA. It is a transcript of the gene LIMK1, whose product is annotated as LIM domain kinase 1. Gene Ontology annotation, cellular component: neuron projection; cytoplasm; nucleus. Gene Ontology annotation, biological process: protein phosphorylation; positive regulation of stress fiber assembly; actin cytoskeleton organization. The coding region runs from base 54 to 2087 and encodes 677 amino acids. The transcript has 16 exons. The record is from RefSeq and is a predicted model, not a curated record. NCBI's taxonomy places the organism in Eukaryota, Metazoa, Chordata, Mammalia, Primates, Cebidae. Gene Ontology annotation, molecular function: protein serine/threonine kinase activity; ATP binding; protein binding.
GGCCCGGCCGCCCCCAGCCCCAGCCCCGCCGGGCCCCGCCCCCCGCCGAGUGCAUGAGGUUGACGCUACUUUGUUGCACCUGGAGGGAAGAACGUAUGGGAGAGGAAGGAAGCGAGCUGCCCAUGUGUGCAAGCUGCGGCCAGAGGAUCUGUGACGGCCAGUACCUCCAGGCCCUGAAUGCGGACUGGCACGCAGACUGCUUCAGGUGUUGUGACUGCAGUGCCUCCCUGUCGCACCAGUACUAUGAGAAGGAUGGACAGCUCUUCUGCAAGAAGGACUACUGGGCCCGCUAUGGCGAGUCCUGCCACGGGUGCUCGGAGCAGAUCACCAAGGGACUGGUUAUGGUGGCUGGGGAGCUGAAGUACCACCCUGAGUGUUUCAUCUGCCUUACAUGUGGGACCUUUAUCGGCGAUGGCGACACCUACACGCUGGUGGAGCACUCCAAGCUGUACUGCGGGCACUGCUACUACCAGACUGUGCUGACCCCCGACUCCCCUGGCUCCCACCUGCCCCACACUGUCACCCUCGUGUCCAUCCCAGCCUCAUCUCAUGGCAAGCGUGGACUUUCAGUCUCCAUCGACCCCCCACACAGCCCACCAGGCUGCAGCACGGAGCACUCACACACCGUCCGUGUGCAGGGAGUGGAUCCCGGCUACAUGAGCCCAGAUGUGAAAAAUUCCAUCCAUGUCGGAGACCGGAUCUUAGAAAUCAAUGGCACACCCAUCCGAAAUGUGCCCCUGGACGAGAUUGACCUGCUGAUUCAGGAAACCAGCCGCCUGCUCCAGCUGACCCUCGAGCACGACCCUCACGAUACACUGGGCCAUGGGACGGGGUCUGAGACCAGCCCCCUGAGCUCUCCGAUUCACACACCUGGCGGGGAGGCGGGCAGCUCCGCUCGGCAGAAGCCUGUCUUGAGGAGCUGCAGCAUCGACAGGUCUCCGGGUGCCAGCUCACUGGGAUCCCCGGCCUCCCAGCGCAAGGACCUGGGUCGCUCUGAGUCCCUCCGCGUGGUCUGCCGGCCACACCGCAUCUUCCGGCCGUCGGACCUCAUCCACGGGGAGGUGCUCGGCAAGGGCUGCUUCGGCCAAGCCAUCAAGGUGACACACCGUGAGACAGGUGAGGUGAUGGUGAUGAAGGAGCUGAUCCGGUUCGAUGAGGAGACGCAGAGGACAUUCCUCAAGGAGGUGAAGGUCAUGCGAUGCCUGGAGCACCCCAAUGUGCUCAAGUUCAUCGGGGUGCUCUACAAGGACAAGCGGCUCAACUUCAUCACUGAGUACAUCAAGGGGGGCACGCUCCGGGACAUCAUCAAGAGCAUGGACAGCCAAUACCCUUGGAGCCAGAGAGUGAGCUUUGCCAAGGACAUCGCGUCGGGAAUGGCCUACCUCCACUCCAUGAGCAUUAUCCACCGAGACCUCAACUCCCACAACUGCCUGGUCCGAGAGCCCACGGCAGAGUGGCCACGGGCUACCCCAGGCAGAACUCUGUGCCCAGGGCUCUGCCCCUUGCUCCUCCGAGCUCCCAGAGGCUUGCUCAGACCGUGGGAUUGGGGGACAGAGCGUAAGCCUGGGUUUCCACGGAGGUUGCCGGCCUCUGCCUCCUGGGCCUUGACCUCCCAGCCAGGGCAUCCUCCCGGCUGGCCUGGUGCCCUGCCUUUUGGCAUCCCUGGCACCCUUGUGUGUUCAGCUGCUGACAGUCAGUGUCUUUGUCCAGGCCGCAGCUAUGACGAGAAGGUGGAUGUGUUCUCCUUCGGAAUCGUCCUGUGCGAGAUUAUCGGGCGGGUGAACGCGGACCCUGACUACCUGCCCCGUACCAUGGACUUUGGCCUCAACGUGCGAGGCUUCCUGGACCGCUACUGCCCCCCAAACUGCCCCCCGAGCUUCUUCCCCAUCACUGUGCACUGUUGCGAUCUGGACCCUGAGAAGAGGCCGUCCUUCGUGAAGCUGGAGCACUGGCUGGAGAUGCUCCACAUGCACCUGGCUGGCCGCCUGCCACUGGGCCCUCAGCUGGAGCAGCUGGACAGGGGUUUCUGGGAGACCUACCGGCGCGGCGAGAGCGGACUGCCUGCCCACCCCGAGGUCCCCGAUUGAGCUGGACCGCUCAGCCGCCCCCGUCCCCACCUCCAGAGAAUCCACCCCUGCCAGAUUCCUCUGAAGGAGGUGGCCCUCAGCUGGGACAGUGGGGACCCAGGCUUCUCCCCAGAGCCAGGCCCUGACUUGCCUUCUCCUGCCCCGUGGACCGCUUCCCCUGCCUUCUCUGCCCCGGCCCCGGAGCCGGCCCAGCUGCACACACACAGCAUCCCCUCGCCCUGCUGUAACCUCUGUCUUGGCAGGGCUGUCCCCUCUCGCUUCCCCUUGCAUGAGCUGGAGGGCCUGUGUGAGCUGUGCCCCUUUCCACACGCCGCUGCCCCAGCCGCCUGUCUGAUCCAUAGCUCCACGGAGGCUGGGCUGAGAGGCAGCCUCCCAGCCAUGCCCCCUAUCUCGUUUGGGUGCAUGGGAGGGCGCGUGUCAGGGCAGAAGCCAGGUUCCCAGGUGUCUGUGUUCCCAGGAACCAAAUGGGGUGUCUGGGGUCCGUUUUCCCCACAGGGGGUGUCUAGGUAGCAACAAGUAUCGAGGAUUCUCCAAAGCCCCAAAGCAGAGAGAGGGCUGAUCCUGUGGGGCAGAGGUCCCCGACGGCUGAGCAAACAGCCCCUUCUCUCACUUUGGGUCUUUUUUGGUUGGUUGUUUCUCAAAGCCACUUUAGUGAGAAGCAGGUACCAAGCCUCAGGGUGAAGGGGGUCCCUCGAGGGAGCAUUGGAGCUGCGGUGCCCGGGCCGGAGCUGAUGGGGAGGAGCCGGCUCGGGCAGAGAGAGGACGGGCACGGCGGGCACGGCAGGCAGGGCAUGUGUCCGCCAGCAGCUCAGCCCCUGCGGUCAUCUCACAGCCUUCCCGGGGUCUCCCCCGAGGCUCCCUGCCCCUCCUCAUGCCCCUCUGUCCUCUGCGUUUUUUCUGUGUAAUCUAUUUUUUAAGAAGAGUUUGUUCCCAAACUAAAAUGCAAA